AUCUCUAUUUUAAAAGGUGAAUAUAGCAAUGAGUAUGAGAUGCUCUUAUGAAAACAUUUAUGCAAGUGAAGGGAUGGUUAAAGAAAAAAAAACGGCAAGAUGACUUUUGAUUGUUUGCUUACAAGUUAAAAGCCCAAAUUUUUAUAUUUUUGAAGUUUAAAAUAUUUUUGUAAAAAAAUCUUGUGUUUUAAGGAUAACACAUUUUUUUGUGAAAGGGAUAAAACAUCUAAUAAAUAAAAAACAAGGAGCAAAAGAGAAAAAAAAAUUUCUUAAAAAAAGAGAAAAUGUUUUUUUCUUAAAAAAAGAGAAAAUAAAUUACAACAAUCGUUUGAACAUUUUUUUAUUUGACACCUUUUUUGUUUUCUUCACUUAACUGCAUUGCUUUAUUCCUGCUUUUAAUAUUAGAAAACAAACGUGACGUAUAAUCAACUGUUAGAUACCUUUUUUCACGAGAAAAUAAAUGUGUUUGAUUGCGUGUCAAUUAGUAUCUCGUUUAAGCUUCUAGAUUAAAAAGAGAAAUCAAACGAUGAGAUUAGCAACCCCUACAAACAAGUUACGGUAUACGGAUAUACUGUACUAAAAAUAGGCGAAUAUACUUUCGUACAAAAGCAAAAAGUACGAACUAAAACUACGGAGGGGCAUUUCCGUCAUCUUCUUUAUCAACUUAUUCCGGGUGGAUCCGUUAACAGACUCCGGCACAAGUGGAGUCGCAGACACGUCCGGAUCUUUGUCACUUACGAAGAACCAACACCCUUAAUCUCACGACACGUGUUCCUGACCGUCUUCGAAGUUACUAAUUUUGACACGUAGGACAACCACGUGUGCACUAUAUCCUUCCUCUUUAUAAAAACCGAACACAAAGCCUUAUCCUUUGUCUUCUUCUUCGUUCAGUUUCAGAUCAGAAAGAUUUUGUUCUGUUUUUUUUUUUUUUUCGUUUUCGAAAAUUCAGUUUUUCUUCAAAACUAAUGAUCACAAAAAGCAUAAAGCUCUAACGUUCUCGCGUCGUCGCGUAUCUCGGUGACUUUAUUACCGUAUCUAAAGACUUGAGAAUAAAGCAAUCUUUCUCCUCUUUUUUUCUUAUAUAUAUAUAUUUUGGCUCAAGUUCGAAACCAUCGUAAUGCCGUUUCACACGAAGAUCCAACCGAUCGACUUGUCGGAAGAUCUACCGACGAUGAAGCAAAUGCCGAAGUCGCGUUUGAAGCGCCUCUUCGAGCGUCAGUUCAGUAUCAAGAACGCCACCGUCGGCGAGUUCGACGCGCCGCCGCUUUCUAGAGGCAACUCCGGAGAUUUCGAGCCUAGUUCCGUCUGUUUAGCGAAGAUGGUUGUGAACUUCAUGGAGGAUAACAAGGAGGAGGAGGAGAAACAGAGGUGCGGUCGUAGCCGGUGUAGCUGCUUUACCGGGAGUGGAACAGAGAGCUCCGACGACGAAUCUGAAUGGUCGGAUGAUGUCAAGUGUUCGUCUGGUGAAGCUUGCGUGAUGCUCAAGAGUUUGGUUCUGUGUACGAGCAUUAGCGAGAGGAAUGUAAUGGCUGAUGUGAGCAAGAUUGUGGAGACAAGUAACCGUAAAGACCAAUCUUGCUUGAAGAACCUGGUCAGUGUGUUGGUGAGGUUAGGUUACGAUGCGGCUAUAUGCAAAUCUCGAUGGGAGAAGACUCCUUCCUAUCCUACAGGGGAGUAUGAGUAUGUGGAUGUUAUCAUGGAAGGCAAAAGACUGUUGAUCGAUAUUAAUUUCAAGUCCAACUUCGAGAUUGCUCGUGCGACCAAGACCUACAAGUCGAUCCUGCAAACUAUUCCUUGUAUCUUUGUAGGCAAAGCGGAUCGGUUGCAGAGGAUCAUCAUGCUUCUAUCUAAAGCGGCAAAGCAGAGUUUGAAGAAGAAAGGACUUCAUGUGCCACCGUGGAGGAGAGCUGAGUAUGUUAAAUCGAAGUGGCUGUCUACUUACGUUCGUGGAGAGGAGAAGCAGGAAACGGUAGAUAUGUUGAGUGCAUCGGGAGGUGGUUCCAUAGUCUUUGGUGUUUGAAGAUUGUGUGGAAGCUUUUGUUAUAAUGACAUAAAAAGCCUCUAAGAGAGGUGUUGUGAGAGAUAGGAGUGUUCUGAGUCCCUUAAUAGUUUUUUUGAUACUUAAGGGUAUGAACUGAUGAAUCGCAGUGUGUCUCCCCUUGUCUUUUCUUUUUUGGUGUAAGGGAGACUGUGUUCAGACUCUGUGACUCUGUCUUCGCUUUUGUGAGAUUAAUGGAUUAUAAUAAUUAACCAAUAAUUGUUGCACC
Molecule: messenger RNA, 2267 nt
Organism: Brassica rapa (field mustard)
Lineage: Eukaryota; Viridiplantae; Streptophyta; Magnoliopsida; Brassicales; Brassicaceae
Source: RefSeq, a predicted model, not a curated record